This is a messenger RNA of Rubroshorea leprosula, 2798 nucleotides long. The record is from the annotation of a GenBank genome assembly. Lineage: Eukaryota; Viridiplantae; Streptophyta; Magnoliopsida; Malvales; Dipterocarpaceae.
GUUUGUCAAUGGAGGAGAAGAUAGGAAUAGAGCAAGAGAGGGUCACGCAUUGACUUCCUCUUACACCUCCGAAUUACUGCCUCCAAUUCUUCCCCACAAGAGGAUUUUUGGGGUUUGAAAAUGGUUUGAGGGAAGAGAUUUUUUGAACUGUUGACUGAGAAAAGGGGGGUUGCUGUAUUAUUUCAAUUUUUUUUUUCUUUAGUGAUUAAGGCAAAGUAAGCAGGGAAAGAACCGAGUUGUUUCGCUGAAGCUUUUCAUCAAACAGAUGGUGAUCGACAAGAACACGUCUGUUGUUGCUUCGCCGAUCCACUAGAAUGCCCAGUUCGCAGAAAACCUCCCCUCCCGCUCUUUCUUCUUCUUCUUCUUCUUCUUCGCCGACGCCGUCUCACCCACUUCACGACGGCGGCAAUGCCGGAAAGUGUGCCAACAGCCUGGGCAACUCGUUCUUUCAGAAGCGCCUCACGCGCCAGAGGAAACUCAGGCACGUCAGCGACGAUGAUCUCGGUUUGCAGUUGAACGACAACUGCCGUUCCAAUUCGCCUUCUCCUGAUUCCGCGCGGAAGUCGCGCUCCCCGGACGGCUCGGAGCACUGGUCUUAUAGGGCCAGCCCCAAGCCUUUGCCGCUGCCUGGAUUGGUUGUAGAUCGUAAACCCAAGUUGUCAAGUCCACCAUAUCUCGGAUCACUUGAUGAAGGAUCCUCUGCUAUCAGAAGCAGGAGAAACAACAGUCGUGCCGCUAAAAGACCGGCUAAAUCUCCGACCAUAUUUCAAAGGGUAUUUUCUCAGGACCAUGUGGGGAAUGGCCAACGGUUGAGCUUUCCUGGCCGGAGCGCUCAAACAAAUGGUUUCUUAAGUCCUCCGGUUAGCCCUCGGAGAUCCAACACCAUAGAUUUCUUUCCUUCUCACGAUGUCACGGAUUCGACCAAAUCUUUAUUCACUCGUCGCCGGGGAUUAUCUCAUGACUUGCAUGUUGAGAGCUAUAACUACAAUUUGAAGUUGGAUGUUCCUGCCAGGAGUGCCCCAACAAGUGUUUUCUCAAGUCCUGCUGUUAGCCCAAAAUCAAAUGCGGCUGAUGUUUUUGAUUCUCCCUUUUCAGGACAUCAUGACCUAUUUCAUGGUUUGAGAGCUAAUUUAGGUCUCUCGGAAACAGAAAGGCCUGAUGCUCGUAGUUUACCAGUGUCCCCAAAAAGAAAUGCAAAUACUCCUGAACGUUCUCCACAGCAUAGCCCUAAUCGUCCAAGUCCCCCCUCGAAUGCCAGAAGUCCAAAUAGAUUUCCAUUUCCUCCACCUGCUUAUGCUUAUCCAUUGCCCCUUCCACCAGGAGCCUUGCAACCUUCACAACCACCAACACCCCCAAUCCCACAUGACAACAUUACAGAAAAACUUGUGGCUUCAACAUCAAUGAAAGGCCAAUGGCAGAAAGGAAGGCUUAUUGGACGGGGUACAUAUGGAAGUGUUUAUUAUGCAACCAACAGGACCACUGGAGCUUCAUGUGCAAUGAAAGAAGUUGAUAUUAUUCCUGAUGAUCCUAAAUCUCUUGAAUGUAUAAAGCAAUUGGAGCAGGAAAUUAAAGUUCUACAACAUUUAGAGCAUCCAAAUAUUGUGAAGUAUUAUGGCAGUGAAAUUGUUGAUGACCACUUUUACAUCUAUUUGGAGCUUGUCCACCCUGGCUCCCUUAACAAAUAUGUUCGGGAACAUUGUGGAGCUAUUACAGAGUCCAUAGUUCGCAAUUUCACCCGCCAUAUUCUAUCUGGGUUGCAAUACUUGCACAGUAAAAAGACCAUUCACAGGGAUAUCAAAGGUGCAAACUUGCUAGUUAAUGCAUCUGGUGUUGUUAAACUUGCUGAUUUUGGUAUGGCAAAACAUCUUACAGGACUAUCAUAUGAGCUGUCUUUGAAGGGCAGUCCAUACUGGAUGGCUCCAGAGGUCAUAAAGGCAGUCAUGCAGAAAGAUGCCAACCCUGAUCUUGCUCUGGCUGUUGACAUAUGGAGCCUGGGUUGUACCAUCAUUGAGAUGCUUACUAGUAAACCUCCUUGGGCUGAGCUUGAAGGGCCUUCAGCUAUGUUCAAGGUUCUGAAUAGAACCCCAUCAAUACCAGAAACAUUGUCUCCAGAGGGGAAGGAUUUCCUCCAAUUUUGCUUUAGAAGAAAUCCUGCAGAACGGCCAUCAGCGGCUAUGCUACUUGAGCAUCCUUUUGUUCGGAAUUCUGCCGAUCAGAAAGUAUCAGCUCUUGCUCAAGCAUUUUUGAGUACGAACCAAAUAGAUAAAUCACAUAGUCCGAGAAACUGCAACACACAGAAAUCUGAUUUGAGGUCUUCCUCAAGCACACAGGUUACAAAUGGGAAGUUGCCAUGUCAUAGUGAGACUCCACAAGUAUGUCAUGCUGAAUCCCCAAAUGGUGCUCCAGCUUCUCAUUACCCUCGGUGCUCUAGUUCUACUCUCGGAGCUCCCACUGGUCCGUUUGCAAAAAAACUGAUCCACAGUUCACACAGCUUCAACCCUUCUUCACUUGCUUCCAGCAAAAUGCCUCUUGGCUUUUGAGGACUCGAGGAAAGCAAGUGCAGCAUGUCUGAGUCUGAACCACAACUUUGGUUUACGUGAAUCUCAUUUUAGGACUCCAUGACUAGUGUAAAUACAGGUUUCCUAGAUAGAAAUUUAGUUUAUGUACCAAUAGAAUGUUUAUUUAUAGUGUUAACAUAUAGAAAAUUAUUUUUGUUUUUUGUUUUUUUUCACUAAAUCUCUCUGUAUCGGAAAUCACAUUGAAUUCGGAUUAAUUCAGAAUCAAGUUAGAUCGAACUU